Naegleria fowleri is the source of this 423-nucleotide messenger RNA. RefSeq lists its product as uncharacterized. Lineage: Eukaryota; Heterolobosea; Eutetramitea; Acrasida; Naegleriidae. The record is from RefSeq and is a predicted model, not a curated record. The transcript is spliced from 3 exons. Gene Ontology annotation, molecular function: 2 iron, 2 sulfur cluster binding. Gene Ontology annotation, cellular component: intracellular membrane-bounded organelle. The coding region runs from base 1 to 423 and encodes 140 amino acids.
AUGCUUAGAGGAAUAUUCAUCUCCACUCUCCGAUUAUUGAAUAGUAACAGUCCAAAUAAUUCACCUUUGAGUACUGCUGCUGCUGUAAAUGAUAUUUCCUCUCUGAAAUUACCUGUUGUUGCUCAAGCAGGACCAUACAAGGUCACUUUAGAAGAAGGAAAGAGAUACUCAUGGUGUACAUGUGGGCUAUCGGAAAAGCAACCUUUUUGUGAUGGCAAGCAUAAAGGAAGUGGCAUGAAGUCUCUUAAAUUUGAGGCAACUCCAGAAAUGUGUAAAGAAGUUUAUUUAUGUGGAUGCAAACAAACUGCAAACCCUCCAUUCUGUGAUGGAAGCCAUUCUAAAUGUGAGGUGACUUCUAGUAGUAGUCAAACAUCACCAAGCAGUGGUGGAACUUCUCAAACAUCCACAGAGGGCGAUCAUUAA